AUGUGGCAAUCAUGCGCCUGUGUUGAAGCUUGGAUCAAAUGUUUGCUGAGUAGCAGGUGGCCCAGCCUCUGCCAUGGCAUCGAGACCAACGUUAAGACAACCUUCUGCUUGUGUCACAUCGCUCGCCUCUCUCUCUCUCUCACGCGGCUGCUGGCCUGGACGGACAAGACGUCAGCUCCAGACUUGGACCGGUGUCCAGUCUUAUGUUGCUCUAUGAAAGCUGCUAGCCACAAGGCUUCCGAGGCUGUCGCAGAACCGGAUCCUCGCCGCCUGGUGACCACAAGCUAUAUCUCGCGCCACGACCGAGUUCCUGCAAGCCGCGAGCGUCAGGCGUUUGGGCCAUCGACGGUCGUUCUCCUGUACCACGGAUGGCACCUGAAACCGAGGCUUUCGGUCGACCAGCGUCAGGUCGCUGCUGGAGCAAUCAUGGAAGCUCCUCGGAACUCCGGACCUCAAUCGCCGCAUUCGAUGGGAUCUUCGAAUUAUGCGAGCGUUCUUGAGGCUUUCAGCGCGCUGCGAAGCUGGUGGGACGCGCUCGAGACUGCCUCAGCUCGUCGCAUCCUGCAGGUGACAGAAGUAGGCGCCGUGGCCAACAAGGCUGCCCACCCUUCGUAUGUUCGACAAGCACUGAGUUUGCAUCGAUUACUCAAGCUCGGGCCAUUCUCGAAGAAGAUUCCAAUUUCGAGUAUCGUCCGACUCGCUGCUACAAGAGGCUCUCCGCUUGAAUACAGUUUCUAUUCGACAGUGGCCAUGCUCCCUCCAAACACGUCGCACUGA
Molecule: messenger RNA, 777 nt
Organism: Zymoseptoria tritici IPO323
Lineage: Eukaryota; Fungi; Ascomycota; Dothideomycetes; Mycosphaerellales; Mycosphaerellaceae
Exons: 3
Coding region: 1-777 (258 amino acids)
Source: RefSeq, a predicted model, not a curated record